Diaporthe amygdali is the source of this 1992-nucleotide messenger RNA. RefSeq lists its product as uncharacterized. NCBI's taxonomy places the organism in Eukaryota, Fungi, Ascomycota, Sordariomycetes, Diaporthales, Diaporthaceae. The transcript has 2 exons. The record is from RefSeq and is a predicted model, not a curated record. Gene Ontology annotation, biological process: cellular response to heat. The coding region runs from base 1 to 1992 and encodes 663 amino acids. Gene Ontology annotation, molecular function: ATP binding; ATP hydrolysis activity. Gene Ontology annotation, cellular component: cytoplasm.
AUGCCUAGUAUGGAUCCUCAAAAGACCGAAACGCAUGUGGCCGAGACUCUUGGCAUCAGCAUCGGCAGAGCUCGAGCCCUCCUCCGAAGCAACAACCACAAUGUUGACGAGGCGAUCCAAUCGUACCGCAAGAUUAUCGUGGCUUUGCCUCUACCGCCUCCGAAGCCCAAGAUGGAGAAUCAACACACCGCUUUUGAUUCACAAGCGAACGAAGAAGAUGUGUUGGACUCCGUCACGGCUAGUCCAACGCCUUCAUCGGAGACCUCGACCUCAGACUCAGAAGAUGACCCUGUCGAGUGGAACUUCGCUCUUCCACGCGUUCCAGCUCCCGAGAUACUCACAAACGGAGGCGAAGAUGGAAGUGGCAACUUCUUCCUCAAUGAGCUCGUCGGAGCCAUCCAGGAGGGAGAGAGCUGCGAGAGAGUCCGAAACUACCUGGCUUUCUAUGACACCGACGCAGUACGAGCACAGAUUAACACAGCUAUCGAAGGGUUUCCAGCAGUCUUCUACGUUGCAGAGACGCGUAACGCCGAGCUUAUCAGGCUUUGGUGCAAGUAUGGCGGAGACGUCAACAUGACUGCCUCCUCUGGACUGUCUAAGGGCGUGCCAUUGCUUGCCUAUGCUGUAGCUUUGGGCGGUUCAUUCAGCAACGACACCACUGAUCUAGUCGCUACACUGCUCAGUGUUGGUGCAAACCCGAAAGUUCUUCCCAUGGCUUUCUACUUCCCUCUCACACGAGACCUGGCUUCCGACGGUCCAUCACUCCAAGAGAUGCCUGAACUGACGCAAGAUGAGAUGUCAUGGUGCACUCCAUCUGCGCGAGCUCUGAUUGCCGAUCGCAUAAACUACAGGCAGCGGUACUACAUGCACAUGGCCAGCAUCCUCAAAUCCCACGGAAAUCGAGCCAAACAGGUGACGUGGUACAAGGAUGCAGACAACCUCCUAGGCGUUCCCUAUUUUCUCAUCGGACAAACACCAGCGGGACAGUUCCUCAUCAAGCGACUCCUUCGUCAUCUCGCGAAGCCAUCCAAAUCGCCCUUAGUCAUGGUCUUCGCUGGUCCGUCUGGUCACGGCAAGACAGAGCUUGCCCGGCGGCUCGGAGAACUCGUGUCCCUUGAGAUGGAGAUUGUUGAUUGCACGAACAAGAGCGAUGAGAAGGAGAUGUUCGGUGCGAGAGCUCCCUACCAGGGUUGGGAGAACAGCUCCCCGCUGAAUAGCUUCCUGGCUCGAAAUGCUGGAAAGAGAUGCAUUGUCUUCGUGGAUGAAUUCGAGAAGACGACCAAGGGAGUUCACCAAACGUUGCUGCUUCCAUUCCAGAACGGUGAAUACGAAGACAGGAAGGCCAAGGCGACCGUGGACUGUUCUAAGGCGAUCUGGAUUCUGGCCACUAAUGCCUUUGAUGACACCAUCCACGAGUUUUGCAAGAACAAUCAAGCAAGUCUCUUUCAAUCUACAGGCCAGGCUGCCUCGGAGAAACUCGUCAAAGGCCUUUGCAAGACUCUUCGAACCGAGUCUAUCUCAACCUUCGGCGCACCUCUGACAGGACGUAUCACCGAAUUCGUCCCGUUCUUGACCUUCUCGGAAGCAGAACAGGCUGCCGUGGCCCACAAGUACUUGACGGAGCUUGGCAAGGAGCUCGCGAAACCGGUGGUCAUCACGCGCGAAGAGGAGAAACAACGGUUCGUCGGUGACAUUGAUCUGCAGAUCCCCAAGGACUACUCCGUUUGUCGGAUCAUCGCACAGGACGAGUAUGUGGAGCAGCUGGGAGCGAGAAGCGUCAUAAACGGUGUGAAUCGGAUGAUCGAGGGCGAGGUAAUUGAUCACUACCUCGAGAUGGAUGACGAGAUCAAGGAGGGCCAGGGUAUCACCACAUAUCGUGUGCAGUCCAACGUGGACAACGACAUUGAGGUGUGUUACGUUCGACGGAGCGCACCUAGCGUAGGGAGCAUUGAGCAAGAGGUCAGCUCAGAUGUGUCGAGCAAUCGUUCAUAG